AUGCAGGGGGACUUGCCUGCUGGUUUCACUUUCUCUUGCCACACCUCGGCAAGUUGGUAUCGCAACUAUAUUGCAAGAGAUUCUCAGCACACAACAGGAAACCCACAAGGAAGCAUAGCAACAUGACUUGCAUUUAUGGGGAUGUCAUGGACAUUGAAACAACAGGAGCAUCAGAAGAAACUGCUCGCCAAGACAACCUGACUGUUCAAGGAGUGGCUGCAUCCCGCAAGCUCGCGGAACAUGACCUCGGCAGGAUGAAGAAAUACCGUGACCUCAUCAUCAAAGUGGGACGGGCUCACCAAAUGGACCCGGCCAUCAUUAGUGGGAUCAUCUCCAGGGAGUCUCGAGCCGGGGCGGCACUGAAGGAUGGCUGGGGCGACCAUGGGAAUGCUUUCGGACUCAUGCAGAUUGACAAGCGGUACCACACGCCAUUGGGAAAAUGGGACAGCGAGCAGCACAUCAGCCAAGGCACCCAGAUUCUGAUCGACUUCAUCAACGAAAUCAGGCGCAAGUUCCCAGACUGGCCCAAGGAGCACCAAUUUAAAGGAGGGAUAUCAGCCUACAACGCCGGACCCAGAAAUGUCCGAACUUAUGAUCAUAUGGAUGUUGGCACCACUGGAAAUGACUAUUCCAAUGAUGUAGUGGCGAGAUCCCAAUGGUUCAAGCAGAAUGGUUUUUAAAGAGGACCAUGGGCACGGAUGGGGAAUUCAGAUGGCUCAAUCAAAACAAUUUAGUUAAGAAUUGCAAGUGCAGUUGAUGUCGGGUUCUGGGGACUGAUUGGGUGUAUGAUUUCAAUCUGAUAAAUUAAUAAAAAACAUGAAAAUA
Conger conger (European conger) is the source of this 825-nucleotide messenger RNA. Its product is annotated as lysozyme g-like. Gene Ontology annotation, cellular component: extracellular region. Gene Ontology annotation, molecular function: lysozyme activity. The coding region runs from base 123 to 680 and encodes 185 amino acids. Gene Ontology annotation, biological process: defense response to Gram-positive bacterium; peptidoglycan catabolic process. The transcript is spliced from 5 exons. Lineage: Eukaryota; Metazoa; Chordata; Actinopteri; Anguilliformes; Congridae. The record is from RefSeq and is a predicted model, not a curated record.